Messenger RNA from Populus nigra (black poplar), 582 nucleotides. RefSeq names its product universal stress protein A-like protein. Lineage: Eukaryota; Viridiplantae; Streptophyta; Magnoliopsida; Malpighiales; Salicaceae. The transcript has 4 exons. The record is from RefSeq and is a predicted model, not a curated record. The coding region runs from base 1 to 582 and encodes 193 amino acids.
AUGCAAGAGCAGAUGCUGCCUCAGCCGUUAAAGGAGAUGCAAAUCAGAAAGAGAUUGAGGAUUAUGGUGGCAAUUGACGACAGUGAUGGGAGCUUCUAUGCUCUUAACUGGGCUCUUGACAAUCUUGUUGAUGCCAUUGUUCCAACAACUGAACCGAGCCAGGAAGAAUCUGGCCUGGUCACACUGGUUCAUGUUCAACAGCCCUUCCAGCACCACAUGUACCCUGCUGGUUCUGGUGGAGCAGCAGCUUUUUAUGCAUCAUCUUCGAUCAUAGAAUCUGUGAGGAAAUCGCAGGCAGAAAAUGCUACGGCGCUACUCUCCCGUGCAUUACAGAUGUGCAAAGAUAAGAUGAUCAAAGCAGAAACUCUUAUUCUUGAAGGGGAUCCGAAAGACAAAAUUUGUCGAGCCACAGAGCAAAUGCAGGCUGAUGUCCUUGUUGUUGGCAGCCGUGGUCUAGGCAAGAUCAAAAGAGCACUCCUAGGAAGUGUAAGUGACUUCUGCGCCCACCAUGCAAAAUGCCCCAUCCUUAUUGUCAAGCCACCAAAGGAGAUCACUAAGGAGAUAAGGAAGACCGAUGGAUAG